AUANGUACCGAAUUUUUGCCGAAUCCGAAUUAACUAACUAUGGUCGGAUCUCCUCCUCCUUUCGCCUUCCUCCCAUCUUCUCCAUUGCUGCCGCCCUCCACCUGCGACGCCGGCGUCGACCUCAAGCGGGGCCUGUUGAUGACAGCGUGGGUUGACCACCAAGCCUCCCACAAGACGCUGUGGCUCCGGCACGGCCACUCGCGCUCGCGCCCGCAGCGCCGCCCUUCCUUGUCGCUCGCCGGAAGUUUGCCUGAACGCCCUUGCCGCCGGGUUGUUACAGAGGAGAGGAGAGAAGAGAUGACGACGGCGACGUCGUCGUCGUACCCGCCGCCGCCGCCCUACUACCGGCUGUACAAGGACUACGAGCAUGACCCGGCGUCGGCGCCCGACCCCCCGCCCCCUAUCCAGGGCGCCUUCCCGCUCUUCGGCGCCACCUACACCACUGACGUGGUGCUGCCCACCCUCGAGGAUCAGGGCGUCCGCCAGCUCUACCCCAAGGGGCCUAACAUCGACAUAAAAAAGGAGCUAAGAUCACUUAAUCGGGAGCUCCAACUUCAUAUCCUAGAGCUAGCGGAUAUUCUAGUGGAGAGGCCUUCUCAAUAUGCACGCAAGGUGGAAGACAUAUCACUUAUUUUCAAGAACAUGCACCAUCUCCUCAACUCCUUGCGCCCUCAUCAGGCCAGAGCAGCGCUCGUCCACAUACUGGAACGUCAGAUACAGCGCCGAAAACAAGCAGUGGAAGACAUAAAAAAGAGGAGAGAGGAAGCCCGAAGACUACUCAAGGAAUCACUCCAGAUUGUAGAUGGUCAACUACGCUAACAUUUGUUGCUGGUCACAGAUGUAAUAUAAGUUUAACUUCUGCAGCAUACAACUGCUAUUGUGUUAUUUAUGUAGUUUGAUAGUUCUAUGUUAUUUAACUCUAGCUUAUUUAUUUCGUAACCAAGGUACUAUAUAAAGAAUGUGUACUUUGCACUAUGUUAUAACAUCAUCUUUUCCUGUUUAUUGGCAUGUGCGACAACCUUUUAUUGAACAUA
Molecule: messenger RNA, 1034 nt
Organism: Ananas comosus (pineapple)
Lineage: Eukaryota; Viridiplantae; Streptophyta; Magnoliopsida; Poales; Bromeliaceae
Product: mediator of RNA polymerase II transcription subunit 7a-like
Exons: 6
Coding region: 40-819 (259 amino acids)
Biological process (GO): regulation of transcription by RNA polymerase II
Cellular component (GO): core mediator complex; mediator complex
Molecular function (GO): transcription coregulator activity
Source: RefSeq, a predicted model, not a curated record